UACCAACUGGGAGUUAUGAUUAAGGCUUGUGAGAGACCAUUUGUACAAUCAUGCCCGUGAAGAAGCUUGUUGUGUGAAACGGGAAUUGAAAAUCAGCUGGCAUAAGACUCGUAGGCUGUUGCUGAAGAUUGACUACAGCUCCUUUUCCCUCUGGAGAACGGUCUGCUCUUUGAAAAGGACAUACGGAAAACAGUGUCCAUUCAAAGGUUCCCAAAGAGGUAUGCAGGAAGCAAUGAAAUGUGAAUGCACAAAGCUGAACAAUGGAGCAACUGGAAGCAGCGGUAAAAGAAUGUCUUCAGGCUCUCAUCUGAAAGAGAAGACCGAAGGGACAGAGAAAAGAAAGAUGUCCUCUGCUCCAUCUGCUUCUCCUGAUUCCGUAAUUAAGCCACAACCCCGGCCCAGCGACAGGCUUAAUCCCAAAACUAUUGAUCCGUUUGGUGUCCAGCCCAGAGCUCCUUCUGCCUUUGCUGCCAUUUAUUCUACUGGGGGCAUCCCUUGCAGGUUGGUUCAUGGCUCUGUUAAACACAAAUUGCAGUGGCAGUGUCAUCCGGAAACCCUUCCAUUUGAUCCCCUCCUUAUAACUUUAGCAGAGGGUCUGAGAGAGACUAGGCACCCGUAUACGUUCGUCUCCAAGGAAGGCUUCAGAGAAAUGCUAUUGGUGGGAGGAGCAGUUCAGAAGGUGGUCCCGCUGCUGCCUCGCCUCAUCCCUGUGUUAAAGGCUGCUUUGACCCAUUCAGAUGGUGAAGUAUUUGAAAGGGGGUUGGCUGCCUUGGUACAGCUGAGUACAGUUGUUGGCCCAGCGCUUAACGAUCAUCUGAAACAUCUCCUUUCAAGUCUUUCCAAGAGACAGAUGAGCAAGAAGUUCAAAGAGCAAACAACAGAUGCUUUGCAGAAGCUGGAACUGUAUGGUGGGAAGGAGAGCUUGGCUGUUAUAAAAUCUAAAAUUCCAACUUACCGUUCAGUUGUUUCCUAAAGAGAGGUAUGAAGAAGAGCAACUUUCCUUGGAAUUGCCCGUAUUGUCAUGAUUUGUCUAUAGGACGCUGUUCUGUCAUCUCUCGGGCUGGGGGGACAAGGAACGAUCAAGGCUCACAAGAUUACGUAUGUUCAAGGCAAUUAUGAAAAGCACCAGCCAAUUGUAUUCUUUGUUUUCCAGUGCUUCUAGCAGGAGUUACCAAUCAGUUCAUCUGGUUUAUUAGGUAGAAUAAUGGCGUCACCUGUGAUUGUCACAUAUAACUGUGAAGAAAAUAGAGAUGCUCGCUGUGUAUUUACAUGUUUUUAAUUCUGGAGUAUGUUUACCAGGUGUGAUGCAUUUGACAUUGAGGGCAUGAUCCUGCUAUAGUUACAUACGAUUCUUACUGGGCACCUAAGUCUUGUCAAACAGGUCAGUCACUUGAAAGUGCUUGGAUUUGUGUGGGUUGGGCCACACUUAAUUUAUUUUUAAGCAGAAACUAAUUCCUUGCUUAAGGCUCAGAGAUACAUUUAUUUUUAUACUGUCAGGUUAGAAAAAGAUAUCUUUUAUUCAGAAUUAAUAAAAAUGUACAAAGUGUGUUAAAUUUAGUGCAGUUUGAGGUUAUCUACUCAGUUUUAUAUUAAUGUGUGAAAAUUGCUUCACUCUUUGAAAGUAUGCUGCAAUUUCAAGUAUU
Molecule: messenger RNA, 1643 nt
Organism: Eublepharis macularius
Lineage: Eukaryota; Metazoa; Chordata; Lepidosauria; Squamata; Eublepharidae
Gene: PACRGL
Product: parkin coregulated like
Exons: 10
Coding region: 221-973 (250 amino acids)
Source: RefSeq, a predicted model, not a curated record